CCCUGCACUUGAAUAAAAAGCUUGUGUGUGUCCACACGUGUGAAGAAAACACAGCACUGCAGCACCCUCCGACUCCGAGAGGCCUCUCUCGUUAGUGGACCAGUGGAUGGUAACAUGUCUGAUCCCAUCAAACCUCGGACGUCCUUCCUCAUCGAAGACAUCCUCUCCAUGAAAGACAACGGGAGCUUUGUUGGGAAAUGCUGCACCCAUGCAAAGGAAGAAUGGGAAGAAGGCAAAAAGUUGUCUGAGUCAUCUUUUGCGGCGCACACAGCAUCUCUGGACAGAUCCUGUCCCAGCACGUCCGAGCCGGGCGGCUUCGCAUCCACGGAAAAACCCAAACGCGCCCGAGCGGCGUUCACACACCUCCAAGUGCUGGAACUGGAGAAGAAGUUCAACCACCAGAAGUACCUGUCGGCCCCCGAGAGAGCCAACCUGGCCGGUGCGUUAAGACUGACCGAGACCCAAGUGAAGAUCUGGUUUCAGAACCGCAGGUAUAAAACCAAGAGGAAGCAGCAGGCGUCGGAGUUCUUCAAGGACACGUACAAAGCAGAUGGACUGGACCCGGCAGUGUUCUUAAGCUCUUUCUGUAGAGCGUAUCAGUACGGACCUUACUUGUGGGACUACGGCGGGCCCUGGAGGCCUGCGUUGUGGUGAAAAACAACAUCACCAUUAUUCAAAUAAAAUGUUCACUGACUAUGCCAAUGUGCCAUUUGAUUGCUGUGACCAUAAUAGUCUGUAUUUGUUCAUGUUUGAAGAAAAACUGUUUGGCUAAUGAGAUCUUCAAUUGCUCAACACAGAUGUCGAAUUAUUAAAUGAUUUAAUUAACAACCA
This is a messenger RNA of Phyllopteryx taeniolatus (common seadragon), 831 nucleotides long. RefSeq names its product NK3 homeobox 1 (gene nkx3-1). The coding region runs from base 115 to 654 and encodes 179 amino acids. Gene Ontology annotation, biological process: regulation of transcription by RNA polymerase II; cell differentiation. Gene Ontology annotation, molecular function: DNA-binding transcription factor activity, RNA polymerase II-specific; RNA polymerase II cis-regulatory region sequence-specific DNA binding. The record is from RefSeq and is a predicted model, not a curated record. Gene Ontology annotation, cellular component: nucleus. The transcript is spliced from 2 exons. Lineage: Eukaryota; Metazoa; Chordata; Actinopteri; Syngnathiformes; Syngnathidae.